This is a messenger RNA of Ordospora colligata OC4, 1575 nucleotides long. RefSeq lists its product as uncharacterized. Bases 1 to 1575 code for a protein of 524 amino acids. NCBI's taxonomy places the organism in Eukaryota, Fungi, Microsporidia, Ordosporidae. The record is from RefSeq and is a predicted model, not a curated record. The transcript has a single exon.
AUGGAUGGGGACAUAGAUAAAAGAGGAUUGAGAGGAACCAAAAACAAGAAAUGUGGUAUCAAGCGCAAAGAUACAAAUGGUACACAUAAUGGUGGUAAUGUAGAUAAGUAUGAAGCAAUGAAUGAAAUAGAAAUGAAAGAGGAUGAUGGCUUGGAUAAGGUAACGAGGAAUGGAAGAAGCGAAGGAAAGUUAAUGCAGAUUAGAACAAGAGAUGAAUCAAUUAUGGAAAGUAGAACAGGAUAUGAAUCAAGUAUAGAGUGUAGAGUAAGAGAUGAAUCAAUUAUGGAUGAGAUAAUGUGUAAGGAACAUGGAAUAAAAGAUGUAACUGAAGAUGGGAUUGAGUCGCUGUUAUUGAGUGAUGUGAUGGGAGUGGCUGAUGUAGAAUUACCGAUGAAUAGUGUUGGUAAGAUAAUAUGGUUUUUUGAGUCUGGAGGAGGGAGAGCAAAUGGAUUUGUAAGGAUUGAAGGGAUGCGAAAGAAACACAGAUUGAAAACGAAGGGAGCAAGGAAAGGAAGACUUAAGAGAGAAGGAAUGGAAUCUACAGAGGAGAAGAGAAGGAUUGAUGAUGAGUGUGUAGUACUAAAUGACGAUGAAAUGAAGUGUAACGAUGCAAAUGACAGCAGAUACAAGUAUUUUUUACAUCGAGUGUUUCCUAUGCACCAGAAAGACGAUGAACAAGUGAUGAAGUAUGCAAUGGAUCAAAGGAUGAUGCUAAUGAAGAGGGCUAAAACGAAUGCAGCGGAGAUUCCUGAGGUAGAGAUAGAAAAGAGGAAGAGCAGUAAAAUAAAUGAAUGCAUGAAUGGGAAAGACAGAUAUAUGGGAAUGAAAGUGAUUAAUGAAAUUCCAGAGAUAUGCAGAGUGGAAUGGAAUGAAGGAGAGGAGAAAGUGAUUGAGAAUGUAGUCUUGAGGUACAGAAGUGAUUUUAAGAAGAUACGGGAGGAAGUGCCUGGAAUUGAUGUCGGAAAGUGUGUGUUGAAGUACUAUUUGAUUAAGAACAAGACACAUGCAUAUAUGAAGCACAAGCCUGGAAGGAUGUCUGACCAUGAGAUCAAGCUGGUAGUGGAAGAUGAGUGGACUGAGCAUGAGAAGGAAAUAUUUGCAGAACACAUGAAAAUGUAUGGACGAAACUGGGGAAAGUAUCAGGAAUUGAUGAACAAGAGUGAGAAAAAUCUGAAGAUGUUUUUUAGGUACUACAUGAAGUUUGUGAUACCUGAUAAGAAAGAAGAGACUGAUAAGGAAGUGGUGAAAUUGAAGAUGAAGAUAAAGAAGCCUGUUGAGAUUGAAGGGAUUAUGAAGAGGUGGAGCAUUGAUGAGAGGCAGCUUUUUGCAAUAUACUUUCCGUAUUACAGUAGAAACUGGAUACUGAUGGCGACAUACUUUCCUCAGAAGACACCUGGGGAUCUUAAGCAGUAUUACAGUAAGUAUUUUAAGGGAUUGAGUUAUAACGAGCAGAGGUUAGAAGCGAGUCUGUAUGAUUUUGGAAGACAAAUGACGACACCGCCUGCAAUGCUUUGUAGAAGACGAGGAACGCAGGAAGAGUUUUGCGACAGUGCCGGGAUUUUAUUUAAGCGAUGA